Messenger RNA from Vigna umbellata (rice bean), 3018 nucleotides. Its product is annotated as putative serine/threonine-protein kinase At1g09600. Gene Ontology annotation, biological process: positive regulation of transcription elongation by RNA polymerase II; protein phosphorylation. Gene Ontology annotation, cellular component: nucleus; cyclin-dependent protein kinase holoenzyme complex. Lineage: Eukaryota; Viridiplantae; Streptophyta; Magnoliopsida; Fabales; Fabaceae. Gene Ontology annotation, molecular function: ATP binding; RNA polymerase II CTD heptapeptide repeat kinase activity. The record is from RefSeq and is a predicted model, not a curated record.
GUGAGUGAAAAAUGAAAUAUAAUUGAAAGGUGACAGGCGUGGGUAUGGGAGUGUGCAUGGGAGGGAAAGGGAUUUGGCGUAAUUGAGAGACAUUGUUAGAGAUGUUGGAUUGGAGAUCCUAGGCGUCCAAUGUUGCUCUAACCGCUCAUCUCCUUUCAAUUUCAUGUAUGCUAUGUUUUUGUGUUUUCCGGUCAAUGACACAGCAUCUGCAUGUUGUUGCUUGAACCACGCAAUUGCAUUGCCCUCUGUUUCUGUUUCCGUUCAAUUGUAACCCACAUUACAAGUUUCUCAGCGCCUCUGCAGAUCCCGUUUUCUCUCUUUCCACAGCAUCUCCUAUCCCUUUUUCAUCCGCAUUUCGCUUCGCAAUUUCUGUUUUUUUUUCCUUUCAUUUCAUUUGGCUGGGGAAUCUGGGCAGGGCCACGUUGGGUCUCUUCUUCAAUCUAAUACGGUAGAAUACAACAGAAAGAAAAAGAACAUAAAAGCACAUUCUCAUUGGCAUUGUUGGAAAUUGGCGGCGGGUGUUAUGGGUUGCAUAUGCUCCAAAGCAAAAUCAUCAUCAUCACACCAAUACGUUUCUCAAAACCAUACCGAAGGUUUGAAGGCCACUCCAUCCCCCAACACCAACACUUUCGGGGACACCACUUCCCUCAUAUCCAAUGUAAAUCAAUAUUCCUAUUCAAGUUCAAAUGCAACUCAAGAAAAAGCCUCCACCCCAAUUUUCUCGGACCAAAUUCAACAGAAAGGGGACAAGAAAGCCAAUGGUAAUGGGGUGCGAUCAACGACACAAACACAACUACAACAACCUAAGAUGUCUAGGUUGUAUAGUAUAACCAGAGGGGAAAGAGGAGUACAGGUUCUCGCUGGGUGGCCCUCUUGGCUCUCUGCAGUUGCUGGUGAAGCCAUUAGUGGCUGGAUACCUCGUAGGGCUGAUUCCUUUGAGAAGUUGGAUAAGGCAAUUCCUAUUGUUAUUCAUUGCUUUCUCUUUCCAUCCUUAUUUAAUGUCACUUACCAAACAAACUUACCUGUCAUGUUGCAGAUUGGCCAAGGAACUUACAGCAGUGUUUAUAAAGCUCGUGAUCUUGAAACAAAUAAAAUUGUUGCACUGAAGAAGGUUCGAUUUACUAAUAUGGAUCCAGAAAGCGUUCGUUUUAUGUCAAGGGAGGUUAUUGUGCUGCGGAGGCUUGAUCAUCCCAAUGUCAUGAAGCUUGAGGGCAUGAUUGCCUCACGGGUCUCUGGUAGCUUGUACCUUAUCUUUGAAUAUAUGGAGCACGAUCUUGCAGGACUUGCAGCAAUACCCGACAUCAAGUUUUCCGAAGCACAGAUCAAGUGUUACAUGCAACAGCUUCUUCGUGGUCUAGAGCAUUGCCACAGUCGUGGUGUCAUGCAUCGUGACAUAAAAGGUUCAAAUCUUCUGAUUGACAGUAAUGGCAGACUGAAGAUUGCUGAUUUUGGGCUAGCAACUUUGCUUCAGUCAUCUCAGGGGCUGCCUUUAACAAGUCGGGUAGUGACCUUGUGGUACAGGCCACCUGAACUUUUACUUGGAGCUACAGAUUAUGGAACUACUGUGGAUUUGUGGAGUGCUGGAUGUAUUCUUGCAGAGUUGUUUGUUGGGAAGCCUAUACUGUCUGGACGAACAGAGGUGGAGCAACUACAUAAAAUCUUCAAACUGUGUGGAUCUCCUUCUGAAGAAUACUGGAAGAAGUCAAAGUUGCCGCAUGCAACAAUUUUUAAACCUCAGCAUCCUUACAUACGUGUUGUUUCUCAGACAUUCAAGGAUUUUCCUUCAUCUACACUGAGCCUCUUGGAGGUCCUUCUAGCUGUUGAAUCGGAUGAUCGGGGAACUGCAUCUUCAGCACUUCGGCAUGAGUUCUUCACAACAAUGCCACUUCCUUGUGAUCCAUCAUCUUUGCCAAAGUACCCACCGAGUAAGGAGUUUGAUGCGAAACUUCGCCAAGAGGAAGCUAAAAGGCGAAGAGCACCAAAUAAAGGACAUGAAUACGAAUCACUAGGGAAUAAUUUUAGAGAGUCUACAGCUGUGCCAGUACCUGGUACUAAUGCUGAGUUUCAGGCCACUACAGGGAAACCAGGACUGUGUAAUGUUAAGCACGUCUCUGAGAAGUACAAUUACGAAAAGGAUGACGGUUAUGGCUUCUCUCGCGAACCUGUAAAGGCAACGUCAACAACACACAAUGUAUUUUCUCAUUCUGGCCAGUCAAUGCAUCCAAGUGUUUAUGGAUCCUCACGCACUAGGAAUUUGAAAGAGGAAAAUGUCCUCAUAUGCCCUGAUCAUGCCUUUAUAUCAAGAAAGUCUGAGUUGAGCAAACAUACUUCGUAUUGGCAAGGUAGUGCCGCAAAAUUGUCAAGAUUUUCUAAUUCAAUUGCAGCUCGAGGUGAUUCACUUCUUGAAAUGAGUGGUGGUGACUUUAGUGUGAAUUCGCAGUUGCCAGAAGAUCAAUUUGGCACGAGAUAUAGCCAUAAAGCAGAUGGUGAGUCCAACCAAUUGUUGGAUGGACUCAAAUCUUAACAGAAGAAGGACUUUCUCCCCAAGGGAAGUACCGUGCCAAGGGCCUUGCUAACUAAAAUGCCCGCAUGCAUCAUUCUCGACCGUUGCUGGCUUCCAGGGGAUAUAGUCUUGAAGGAAUACUGAAGGAAAACUGAAGGAAAACGAAAGGCAAACUAAACAUGCUGUCCGGAAAGCUCGUUCGAGAAAUCAAAAAGUGACUGACUUUCAAGAGGGUUCUGAUGCAGUUAACAUGGUAUGAGAACACUGGAACGCAGGGUUGUGGCUAUCAUAAUGCCAAGAUAAAAUAGUUGUUAUGAAAGUUAUUCAAUUCUUGUUGCCGAUAGUUGACUAGUGCUCUCACUUCUUCACUUUCAGAUGUUUAUAAUUACCAUGGAAGGCCUUGUACAGUGUUCUAACCAACAAACUUAAUGUUUCAGGAAGGUGGAUAGUUUAUAAGAGCCAGUAAAAUCCAUGCCGAUAGAGUGUAAAAUAAUUGUAUAAAACACAAGUUGUUU